Molecule: messenger RNA, 2309 nt
Organism: Melospiza melodia melodia
Lineage: Eukaryota; Metazoa; Chordata; Aves; Passeriformes; Passerellidae
Gene: TLCD2
Product: TLC domain containing 2
Biological process (GO): regulation of membrane lipid distribution; plasma membrane organization; membrane assembly
Cellular component (GO): plasma membrane
Source: RefSeq, a predicted model, not a curated record
AUGGACCUGGGCACGUCCUUGCUGGGAUCUGCAAUGAUUCCCCCUGCCCUGCUGGCAGCAGGCACCGGCACCGGCCUGAGCCGCAUCCCCGCAGCAAAACGAGGUCGUUUGGGGACAGCCGGAAAACUUCUGGAAAUCUGGGUGAAAAAGGCAGCGUCUCCAAAUAAGGUGGGGAUGAGGAAUCCCAUCGGAGCGGGCUCCCGGCUCCGCAGCGGGCGUGCGGGGACCUCUGGUGGCAGCCGAGCCCGGGAGUUCCCGUCCCUGCUCUUCUUCCCUCCGGGUUCUUUUGGGACAAGCCUGGCCCCCGAGCCUGUGGCGUGUGCCAAGAGGAAGUGGAAGAUUUCAUCCAAAAUUAAUACCUCAAAGCAGAGGUGGAGUUUGACAUUAAUCGGUGUGUACACGCCGGCUCCGGGCUGGCGCCGCUUGUGCCGUGCGGUGCCGGGGCAGGCGGGAACAUCCCCGGGGGCUCCGUUCCCGUUAUCCCGCUCCCGGUGUCCCGCUCCCCGACGGGGCGGCCCCCGGCGCUUUCCCUCGGCUCGGGGGUGAUGCGCAGGGCAGGGCGGUGCCGGCGGGCGGUGCCGGUGCCCAGGGCGGGCCCCGGGGCUGGGCGAGGCGGAGCCCGGCGGGCAGCGGGGCCGGUCCCAUGGGAGCCCGGCGGGCCGGUGGAUGCCCAUGGCUUUCAGCCCGGGGCUGCUGGUGGUGGCCGGUUCCUUCGCCGCUUUCCGCCUGCUGAACCGGGGGCUGGAGCGGCUCGUGCCACCGCCGCCCUCGGCCCGGCGCAACCGCUGGAAGUGGCGCAACAUCUGGACAUCGCUGGCGCACAGCGUGCUCAGCGGCGGCGGGGCGCUGGCCGGGUUUUACCUCCACCCCGAGAUGUCCAACGACCUGGUGGGCACACACCCGCCCGGGGCGCACAGCCUGGUGGCCGUGUCUGUAGGCUAUUUCAUUGAAGACUUUGUGGACAUGUUGUGCAAUCAGAAACUUCAUCAGUCCUGGGAGCUGCUCUUUCAUCACUCUGUGGUGAUCAUCUGCUUUGGAAUCGCCGUGCUGCUCCACCAGUACGUGGGCUUCGCCCUCGUGGCUUUGCUGGUGGAGAUCAACUCCAUCUUCCUGCACCUGCGGCAGAUCCUGCUCAUGGCCAACCUGGUGCGCACGCCCUGCUACCGCCUCAACAGCCUGGUCAACCUGGGCACCUACGUGGUGUUCCGCAUGGCCACGCUGGCCUGGAUGAGCCGCUGGCUCUUCCUCAACCGCCACAACGUGCCCGCGGCCGCCUACGCCGUGGGCACGGCGGGCAUGGCAAUCAUGACGCCCAUGAACAUCGUCCUCUUCUACCGCCUGCUGCGCAGCGACUUCCUCAAGGCCCGGCGCGACAAAGAGGAAGGGCAGGAGAAAGAGGAGCAGCAGGAGAAGGAGGAAGGGCAGGACAAGGAGGAAUAGCCCCUCCCCUGUGAGCCCAUGGAGCACUGAAGGUGAACGCGGCUGUUUCAGCACCUUGCAGGCCGGGGCUGCACUAACAGAGCACCCAGGCUUUGCUCGUGGCCCUGCACAGCAAGGAGGUGCUCAUGGACCAGGCUCUGCUCCCCGCUUUUGGAUGAUGUGGUUGGACAGCUGGGAGCUGCCCAGAGAGGCUCCCUGAGGCGCCACUGAGGUGAGAAGGGGGCAGAGCAAUGCUGUUUCCUCACUGCUCUUCCAGACAUCCCAACACCACAGGGUGUUUCCAGCCCCCAGCGUCAGCCACGGAUCACUGAGCUCUCUGUGGCUUCUCUGUAGAACAGCACCAGCAAGACAGGCUCCAAGGUUUUGCCUUCAGGGUGAUGGCCAGUGAAAACCAAGCCCUGCAUUGACGAGCCCUCCCUGAGGAGAUUGUCCCACCUGGCUGGGUGGUCACUGUGGGGUGCAGGUCAGGAUCAGCCCCAACCUCUGCUGACAAUGGAGCUUUUUCCAUGUUUUGUCCCCAGAUAAUUUAAGUGCCCACAAAUGAGGGUGGGAGAGCACGAGUGGCUGGCAGGAGGAUGCUGUGUAGUGGUCACUUCCCACAGAUGUGGGGUUUUCAGGCACUUUUUAGGAUUGGGGAGUGCCAGGUUGUGCUGCAGAGCCCGGGGUAACGCUCUCACCCGGCAGCAAAGGCUCCUACUAACACGAGCUUUUAAUCAAUGGCUGCAAAAUGAAGUGGCUUGAGGGGAAAGGACUGAGAGGGGACAAAAGGACUCAUCCCCCAGCCCACUCUGGGGCUGUCACUUAGCACAGUCCUUACCCCGUGUCUCCCUGCCAUGGAGUGAAAAUACACUGUACACUGGCACACUCUA